AUGGACGCGCCGGGGGGCGUCGUCGGAGUCGGCGGCGAGUGCCACGCGGCGCAGGUGGUGAGCGCGGACGGCGAGAUGGACGCGGCCGCGAUGGAGCGGUUCGCCGCCGCCGCGGGGCUCUGGGGGCGGGGCCUCUCCUACGCCGUCGUCUCCAUCCUCGGGCCCCAGGGCAGCGGGAAAAGCACCUUGCUCAACCACCUCUUCGGGACAAGCUUCAGGGAAAUGGAUGCCUUGAAAGGAAGGCACCAGACCACCAAGGGCAUUUGGAUCGCCAAGGCUGUUGGGAUCGAGCCGUUCACUGUUGUGCUGGACCUGGAGGGGACGGACGGGAGGGAGCGAGGGCAGGAUGAUACAGCUUUCGAGAAGCAGAGUGCUCUGUUUGCUCUUGCAGUUUCAGACAUUGUUAUGAUAAAUUUGUGGUGUCAUGAUAUUGGGCGAGAACAUGCUGCUAACAGGCCUCUUUUGAAAACAGUAUUUCAGGUCUUGAUGCGUUUAUUCAGCCCUCGCAAGACAACACUGCUACUUGUUAUCCGUGAUAAAACAAAGACUCCACUAGAGUACCUAACACAAGCUCUCAAGGAGGAUAUUCAGAAGAUAUGGAACUCUGUUCAGAAACCAGAGGCUUACAAGGAAGCAGCGCUUAGUGAUUUCUUCAAUGUGGAGGUCACUGCUCUAUCGAGUUAUGAAGAGAAGAAAGAACUAUUUAAGGAGCAGGUUGGACAACUAAGGCAGAGGUUUUAUCAUUCAAUUGCACUAGGUGGUCUUGCAGCUGAUAGAAGAGGUGUGGUACCUGCUUCAGGCUUCUGUCUCAGUGCACUGCAGAUUUGGAAAGUAAUACGUGAAAAUAAGGACCUCAACCUUCCUGCUCACAAGGUCAUGGUUGCUACUGUUCGAUGUGAAGAGAUUGCAAAUGAAAAGCUCAAAAACUUUUUGUCUGAUAAGGGUUGGUUGGAGCUAGAUGCAGUUGUAAAAUCUGGUUUGCCACCAAGCUUCGGAACAAAGCUCAGUGCUAUUCUUGACUCUUAUCUAUCAGAGUAUGACAUGGAAACCAUGUAUUUUGAUGAAGGUGUAAGAGCUGCUAAGCGGCAACAAUUACAAUCUUCAAUGCUAGAUCACACAUAUCCUGCUAUCGAGAGAGUAAUGGAGCACCUGCAUCUUGUGGCUCUUAACAAAUUCAAAAGUGAUCUGGAACAAUCAUUAAGGAACACAGAGGGAUUUGCAGAAUCAGUUCGUCAGUGUUCUCAAGCUUCAGUGGAAGAGUUUGAUGCUGGAAUAAGAGAUACAGCAGUUAAACAUGUGCAGUGUGAUGCUUCAAAAGCUAGGAAUAAACUGCAAGAGCAUAUACAAGCUCAUGUAGAAUCUAUUAGGAACGCAAAAUUGGCAGAACUGAAAGCUAACUAUGAGAAGAAGCUGUCAGACGCAAUUGCUGGGCCUCCUUCCCUUUCUGAGUUUGAACUAGACCAGACAAUUUGCAGUAAGAUGGUCUCAGACUUGAGGGAACAUGCAAGAAGCGUAGUAGAAAUGAAAGCUAGAGAAGAAGCUGGAAACGUUCUGAUGUGCAUGAAAGAAAGGUUUUUCACUGUGUUGAGCCAUGAUAGGGAUUUGAUGCCAAGGACAUGGAUGGGAGAUGAGGAUAUGCGCUCAAUCACUAGAGAAGCACGCUUAGGGGCUUUAAGACUUAUGUCUGUAAUGGCAGCUAUUCGGUUAGAUGAUAAACCAAACAAAAUAGAACGGGCUCUGACUACUGCUCUUUUAGAUGGUGGACCCCUUUCCCACAAGAGGAGCAUAGAAUUUGCUUCUGAUCCACUUGCUUCAAGCACGUGGGAAGAGGUUUCACCAAAGGAUACACUGAUUACGCCAGUGCAGUGUAAAUCCAUCUGGAGGCAAUUCAAAGCAGAGACAGAGUAUUCUGUUGCACAAGCAAUGUCUAUGCAGGAAGCACAUAGGCGUAGCAAGAGCUGGUUGCCACCUGCAUGGACUAUUCUGCUUCUGGCAAUACUAGGCUACAACGAAUUUAUGUUUCUUCUUAGGAAUCCAUUGUACCUUCUAGGGCUCUUUGUUGCCUUUGUGUUGUCGUAUGCCAUAUGGCUGCAAUAUGACAUCACUGCUUAUUUUCGUCAUGGCACGCUGUCUGCUCUUCUUACGAUUUUAUCAAGACUACUCCCCACGAUCAUGGACAUUGUGAUGCAAAUAAUCAAUAUGAGCCACAGACACAAGCAUUCCCCACAUCCAUCUCGCCGCCCCCAACCUAUCCAUGCUCAGAGCUUCAUGAACCAGACGUGGGGACAGCCUCAAGUGCAGUACAAGUUUCCUGACUCGCCAUCCUCAUCUUCCUCGUCCGUGGACUCGAAUAGCGGUGAUGACUCUUGA
Messenger RNA from Miscanthus lutarioriparius, 2370 nucleotides. The record is from the annotation of a GenBank genome assembly. NCBI's taxonomy places the organism in Eukaryota, Viridiplantae, Streptophyta, Magnoliopsida, Poales, Poaceae.